Molecule: messenger RNA, 2107 nt
Organism: Tripterygium wilfordii
Lineage: Eukaryota; Viridiplantae; Streptophyta; Magnoliopsida; Celastrales; Celastraceae
Product: ATP-dependent 6-phosphofructokinase 5, chloroplastic-like
Exons: 13
Coding region: 182-1765 (527 amino acids)
Biological process (GO): glycolytic process; fructose 6-phosphate metabolic process
Cellular component (GO): cytoplasm
Molecular function (GO): 6-phosphofructokinase activity; ATP binding
Source: RefSeq, a predicted model, not a curated record
CGUUCGCCGUUCCUUCGCGUCUCUCUCUGACUUCUCUUCCUACUCUGUCUUUCUCUUCCCUACUCUCUCUCUCCUCUACGCUUCUUCGAUAACUCUCUUUUUGCUAUAAAAACAAUUCAAACACACACUCUCUCCCCAAAGCAUACCUGAUCGUCGUUUUGCUUUGGAACAUCCGCCGUUUAUGGAAGCACUAUCCCGCGCGAUAACAGCUCCCAAGCUCCCGCUGCAUGAGAGAACCUCUAAUGGAUCUUAUUUUCGGCUUGCGCGGAGAUCGUUGAGGCCGAGUUCUAGAAGAAUCGCUGAGACAGGACGAGUUUUCGCUUGCCAGGGACAGAAUCCGGCGAUUGAGUUCAGCGAUCCUGAUUGGAAGUCUAAGUUCCGGAAGGACUUCGAGAGGCGCUUUAACAUUCCUCACAUCACCGAUAUUUUCGACGAUGCCGAGCCCAUUCCCUCCACAUUUUCUCUGAAGAUGAGGACUCCAGUGUCUGAGGUAUAUGCGGGUGGUUAUCCGUCUGAUGAGGAGUGGCACGGAUACAUCAAUAACAAUGAUAGGGUACUUCUCAAGGUGAUUAACUACUCGUCGCCCACAUCUGCUGGUGCUGAGUGCAUUGAUCCCAAUUGUACGUGGGUUGAGCAAUGGGUGCACCGUGCUGGACCUAGGGAGAAAAUUUACUUCAAACCAGAAGCAGUAAAAGCAGCAAUCGUUACUUGUGGUGGGUUGUGCCCUGGUCUGAAUGAUGUCAUUAGGCAUAUUGUCAUUACACUUGAAAAUUACGGUGUGCGAAAGAUAGUUGGGAUUCCUUUUGGUUAUCGUGGAUUUUCUGAGAAAAGCUUAACUGAAAUGCAGCUAUCAAGGAAAGUGGUUCAAAAUAUUCAUCUAUCCGGGGGAAGUCUGUUGGGAGUUUCUCGUGGAGGACCAGAAGUUAGUGAAAUUGUGGACAAUAUGGAGGAAAGAGGAAUCAACAUGCUUUUUGUGUUGGGUGGAAAUGGUACACAUGCUGGGGCCAAUGCGAUACACAAUGAGUGCCGUAAGAGGAAACUAAGAGUGGCUGUAGUUGGUGUACCGAAGACUAUAGACAAUGAUAUUUUGCUAAUGGAUAAGACUUUUGGUUUUGAUACUGCUGUUGAAGAAGCACAACGAGCAAUAAAUUCUGCUUACAUUGAGGCGCAUAGCGCUUAUCAUGGUGUCGGGAUUGUUAAAUUGAUGGGUCGUGACAGUGGAUUUAUCGCCAUGCAUGCAGCCUUAGCUAGUGGACAAGUUGAUAUAUGUUUGAUCCCAGAGGUUCCCUUCAAUCUACAUGGGCCUCAUGGUGUUUUGAUGCAUUUGAAGUACCUCAUAGAGACCAAGGGGUCAGCUGUGGUAUGUGUAGCUGAGGGAGCUGGGCAGAGUUUUCUUGAGAGGACUAAUGCUAAAGAUGCAUCUGGAAACAAUGUACUUGGGGACUUUGGUGUGCACAUUCAACAAGAGACAAAGAAAUAUUUCAAGGAGAUUGGGGUUCCGGUUGAUGUAAAGUAUAUUGACCCCACAUACAUGAUCCGUGCAAUCCGCGCAAAUGCAUCAGAUGGAAUUUUAUGUACUGUUCUGGGUCAAAAUGCUGUUCAUGGUGCAUUUGCUGGAUAUAGUGGUAUUACUGUGGGAAUUUGCAAUACUCACUAUGUAUACUUUCCAAUCCCAGAAGUUAUUUCUCACCCCCGGGCUGUAGAUCCGAAUAGCCGAAUGUGGCAUCGGUGCUUGACUUCAACAGGCCAGCCUGAUUUUGUCUAAUUUCCAAGCCCUUCUAAUUCAUUAAAAAUCGUUGGGGAACUCCGAAGUUCCUAAAUAAUUUGUUGGGAAAAAAAAUUCCAACUUGAGCAGAUUUUUGGUCAGGCUGCUUAUUGUAGGCUGUUCAAAUUAUACAAAAGACGAAGUUUCAUGCAUAGUGUAUAGAAUUUCAUUCUGCUGCCUUCUUCAAAGUAAGAAGGCGAAUGAAUAAUAGAUUCGGAAGAAUCAACAAGCAGUUUGUGCUUGAUUUUCCUAGCAAUAAUGAAGAACACAAAGGAGACACAUUUUGGCAUCAAUUGUAGAAAUCAAUUGAUUUAUACACAAGAAUCAUUCAAUAGUUUUCUU